AUGCGCAGCGAUGGGAUCUUAGGAAACAGAAACGAUCAAGUAACAGGAGUCAAAGCCACCACGAGCAAGCGAAUAAAGUGGUUGCAGAGAAGGGAACGAUGGUUGGUGGUGCUUGGUGUGAUUCUUCAUGCUGUUUACAUGCUUAGCAUUUUUGAUAUAUACUUCAAAUCUCCUAUUGUUCGUGGUGUAGAUCCUGUUCCUCCUCGGUUCUCUGCCCCUGCCAAACGACUCGUUCUACUAGUUGCUGAUGGUUUGCGUGCUGACAAGUUCUAUGAGCCUGAUUCGGAAGGGAAUUACAGAGCACGGUUUCUGAGGAGCAUAAUUAAAAAUCAAGGUCGUUGGGGGGUUUCUCAUGCUCGCCCUCCUACUGAGUCGAGGCCUGGUCAUGUUUCCAUAAUUGCUGGCUUCUAUGAAGAUCCUAGUGCAGUUUUGAAAGGGUGGAAGGCUAAUCCUGUUGAGUUUGAUUCUGUGUUUAACAGAAGCAGCCAUACGAUUUCUUUUGGAAGUCCCGACAUAGUUCCAAUUUUCUGUGGUGCCUUGCAGCAUAGCACAUGGGAUACCUAUCCACACGAGUUUGAAGACUUUGCAACUGAUGCAUCAUUCCUGGACUUGUGGUCUCUAGAUAAAUUCCAAAGCCUUCUUAAUCAGUCCAAUGAAGACCCAAAAUUAAAGAAGUUGCUGCAGCAGGAUAAUCUUGUUGUAUUCCUGCACCUACUUGGAUGUGACUCUAAUGGUCAUGCACACAGGCCCUUUUCAUCUAUCUAUCUCAACAAUGUUAAGGUUGUUGACCAUGUAGCUGAAAGUGUAUAUAAUCUUGUUCAAGAUUAUUUCAAGGAUAAUCUUACAUCAUAUGUUUUUACAGCAGAUCAUGGAAUGAGUGAUAAAGGAAGCCAUGGAGAUGGACAUCCUACAAACACUGAUACACCCCUUGUUGUAUGGGGAGCUGGUGUUAAACAUCCAUUGCCAGUAUCGAGCAGCAAUCAUUCUGAUCGCGGUUUUAGGUUUGUUGACGACCACGUGCAUGAUGCGCCAACACCAAUUGAAUGGGGCUUGCGUGGGAUAGAAAGGGUGGAUGUCAAUCAGGCUGAUAUUGCACCACUCAUGUCUACAUUACUUGGUCUGCCAUGUCCAGUUAAUUCAGUCGGUAUUCUACCACGAGAUUACAUUAACAUGACCAAGGCUGAAGAAGUUGAAGCUGUUCUAUCCAAUACAAAGGAAAUUCUGAACCAGUUUCUUCGAAAAUCCCAUAUAAAGCAGUCACAUUUGUUAUACUUUAAACCUUUCAAGCCACUGUCUCAUUAUUCUUCAAUAUUGGACAAAAUUGAGGGUCUGAUAUUGGCUAGAGAUUAUGAUUCUGCAAUGGACUUAUCUGAAAACCUUAGAAGUUUGGCAUUGCAAGGACUUCACUAUUUUCAGACUUAUGACUGGCUGAUGCUCAUGUCUGUUAUUACCCUUGGGUAUCUUGGUUGGAUGAUCUAUCUUGUUCUUCACGUGCUGCAGUCUUAUACUUCACUGCCAGGAAAUAUUUUUGGAAUGGAGCGAGCAACUGAGAGAAAUAGCCAAGGAAAAAUAUAUCUAUGUGGAUGUAUUGUGACUGGAAUGAUUUGUUUGCUAUUUGUGCUGGAGCAUUCUCCUCCUCUUUACCAUGCAUACAUGAUAAUGACAUCAUUUCUAUGGAUUCAAAUAAUUAGUGAAUACCAGUUUAUAAAGGCAUUAUGGAAACACUUAUUUGAAAGAAGAAUGCACCGCAUUAUUAAGCUACUCGCCACUACUGCUGUCGCAGUUUUUAUUGCAGAAUUCCUGGUUAACAGCUUCACUGAUAGGAAACUCUAUACUGGGUGUUUUUUAUUUGCUGGGGCCUCAGCUUCAUUUUAUCUUUUUAAAUCAAUUCCCUGGAGAUCUGGCAUACCGAUAUAUGUCUGCAUUUCAUGUUGGUGUUUGUCUAUUUUCACAUUGAUGCCAGCAGAAAUUCCUGACAAUAAUCUGUUAGUAGUUAGUAGCGGCGCUGUUAUUAUCAUUAUAGGAAUAGCUGCGAGGUGGCUAGCUUUACAUGCUGGAGGGAGUAAGUUUUGGCUAAGUAUAUCCAAUUGUGAGCUGAAAAGUCCCAAAUAUUCAGCCCUAUUUUACUUUCAGGCUCUUUUGGUUGCUUUAUCUUCACUCAUGGUGUAUUUAUCAACUACUCACAGAACUGAAAAGCAAGAAUUGCUUGUAUUUCACCAGUUGAUAAAUUGGAGCAUUGCAGGUUUUUCUAUGGUACUCCCACUGUUUUCAGAAAAUAGCAUCUUAUCUCGACUAACUUCCAUAUUCCUUGGCUUUGCACCUCCAUUCCUUCUUCUCUCCAUUGGAUAUGAAGCUGUAUUCUAUGCUGCUCUUGCUCUUGUACUUAUGGCAUGGAUACUUUUUGAAAAUACACUUUUCAACUUGAAUAUUAAGAACUCAACAUCAAAUUCCAUUAAAAUCGUUACAAAUCAUCUCAUCCUUGGAUAUGAUAAUAGAUCUUUGCAGCUCUCUGAUGUGAGAAUCCCGUUGGCCUUUAUGGUUUUGUUCAACAUUGCCUUCUUUGGAACGGGAAACUUUGCCAGUAUUGCUAGUUUUGAGAUUUCAUCAGUUUAUCGGUUCAUUACUGUCUUUAGUCCAUUUCUGAUGGCAGCGCUGCUCAUCUUCAAGUUAUUUAUACCCUUCAUACUUGUAAUAUGUGCAUUUAGUGCAAUAACCAAACUUAACGAAGUUCCAAGGAUGGGAUGCUACUUUCUUGUUAUAUUAUUCUCAGACGUGAUGACCAUUCACUUUUUCUUUCUGGUACGUAAUACAGGAAGUUGGAUGGAAAUUGGAAAUAGUAUCAGUCAUUUUGGUAUCGUGAGUGCCCAAGUUGUUUUUGUUCUGUUACUAUUUGCUCUCACAAAUACAUACACAAAAAACAUUCAAUGCAAUUCAGCAGUACAGACCACACGUAAGGCAAAUUAG
This is a messenger RNA of Lathyrus sativus (Indian pea), 2964 nucleotides long. The record is from the annotation of a GenBank genome assembly. Lineage: Eukaryota; Viridiplantae; Streptophyta; Magnoliopsida; Fabales; Fabaceae.